Messenger RNA from Trachymyrmex septentrionalis, 1124 nucleotides. RefSeq names its product pancreatic triacylglycerol lipase-like. Gene Ontology annotation, molecular function: lipase activity. The record is from RefSeq and is a predicted model, not a curated record. Bases 47 to 970 code for a protein of 307 amino acids. NCBI's taxonomy places the organism in Eukaryota, Metazoa, Arthropoda, Insecta, Hymenoptera, Formicidae. The transcript is spliced from 7 exons.
UUAAAUUUACUCAGUUUGUCGACGGUUGCUUAAUGAAGACUACAAAAUGACUCAAAGUACAUCUACGUAUACCUGUUUUUUGGUGUUCCUCAUUUGCUUCACAGCAUCAGUGAUAAAUGACAAAAUCGAUCCGGAAGCAAUUCUUUUGAGUUUCCCUUACUGCAAUGCCCCGACUAGAUCAAUUCAAUGUGUUAUAAAAGAUACGGAUUGCAUACAAAACACAUAUAAUCAGAUGAAAAAAGAUAAGACUGAAACUACAGUUUAUAUUCAAGGAUAUCAAGAGAAUACAAAAGUUAUACCUGACUAUCUAGACAUCAUCUUAGCCUAUUGUUCACAAAAUAACUCUGUCAUUGCAAUACUCGAUUGGUCCAAAUUGACAAGUGGUGACUUAUUAUUAAUUCCUACUCGAUUAGAUCAAAUCGGACAGAUAGUCGCAUCUACUUUUAACUCUUUAAACAAUAAAGGAUACGAAAUAGCAAAAUGGCAUCUGAUUGGACAUUCCACGGGUGCUCACAUUGCAGGUUGCAUUGGAACAUAUAGUAAUUUUACUUUUUCACAUAUUACAGCUUUAGAACCCGCAGCAGUUUUAUUUUACAAUGACUUGUACAAAGGUUGUGUAAUGAAUCCGACAGUCGCACAUUUUACGGAUGCUUUUUACACAAACCGUGGUGCACUUUCCCUUGUGCAAAAUGUAGGCAAUCUUAAUAUUUACGCCAAUUCCGGAACAGCACCCCAGCCUGGCUGUUAUUCAAAUACUUCGUCAUACAUAGACAUACAUGACUGCAGCCACAUUAAAGCAUUGAAAUGGUAUGCUGAUGCCGUGAGAAACGAAACAAAAUAUUUAGCCACAAAAUGCGAGGACUGUAUGUUGUUCCUACGUUACAAACAUUGCCAAGAAAAUGACCAGAUUUAUUUCGGACCGCAUGUAGACACUAAAAAAACCGGUCUCUACUGUCUUCCAAUCAAUUAAAAGAUGUCUUCGUCUAUUAGAUAAGCGCAAAAUAAGUAUCAUGAAUAAUUCGUAAUUGCGACAAAUUUAAACUGUUUGUAUUAUUUUCGGCUUAAACAAUUAUUAUAAAAGAUAAUUCAUAAUACAUCGCAAUACUAUCUAUUUAAAUGGAUAA